GAGGCGCUGAGUGACAUGCGAGCGGCCCAGGGUGUGACAGGUGACGUGAAGAUGGCCGCGAGUGACGUCCUGGUAGCUCUGGCCCGCUCCCACUUCCACUUUGUCAUGUCGGAGCUCCAGAGCCACCUGAAGGCCAUGAGGAAGGUCCCUGAUGAGAUUGUGCUCCUCACCUUGGGCAAAAUGGCCCGCAGAUAUGCCCUGCGGUGCAUCCCCUUUGUGGGAAUGACGCUGCUCGCCCUGCGCGCCGUGCUGACCCAGGUGGGGAGCGGCGAGGUCCUGCAUGCCACUCUCACAUGUUCCCUUCUCCUUUGUCCUGCUGCAGUUCUGGAGCAAUGGUCGAAAGGAGUCCAUACAUACUUGUGCAGCUGGGAGCAAUGCCCCUUCCCUCGCAAGGGGGUGGCACAGUUCUGUGAAGCCAUUUACCCGGUCUUCCGCUAUGUGGUGGCAAAUUGGCUGGACUGCAAGGAGGAAGAGGACAAGCAGGCUGUCCUCGGGGCAGUGGCUGCCAUGCUGGGGGUCCUUCUGCAUGAGGAGCAGCACCGAGAGCAUACCUGGGAGCAGCUCCUCUGGCUCCUGCAGCAAUACAAGGAGGUCCGAGACACCUCCCGGGUCACCAAGAGCCUCAGCUAUGUCCUGGAGAUACUGGUGGGAGUUCAGACCCCAAUCCCGCAGAGCACGGCUCUUGCCAUCAGCACCGCUGUGCACCGCCAGCUCUCUGAUGUGACCAAGGAGCCUGGCCUGGCCCAGAAGGCAGUGCUGUCCCGCUGCAUCAUGCUGCAGGCACGAAUGCGCCCUGAGGAGACAGGCAUGUUUCUGCACUCCCAGCUGAGCGGUGGGAGUGAGGCCGGUCGCGUGGCAGCCCUGGGCCUGCUGGGAGUGCUGGCCCACUCUGACGCACCUGCGGCGAGAGGGAAGCUGCCCCAGGUGGUGGAGGCCAUGUGCUCGUUGUGCAGUGACCCCAGUGCCCAGGUGCGGAGGGCAGUUCUGGAGUUCAGCAGGGAGCUGCUCAGCUCCGGAUCCCAGAGCUGCUGGCCAUGGGAUGUGGUGGGGCACAUCUUCAGCGAGUUCAGCCGGACCUCGGGCAGACUGGUGGCAGGAGGCCUUUUUGCCUGGGAAAACCCAGAGGAUAAAGCAAUUCGAGCCCUGUGCAUGGACAUCCUGGGCUCCCUGGACGUCACUCUGAGAGGGAUGACCAAACUCCUGUGGCCGAGGCUGCUGCAGUACGUGGUGCCAGCCCAGUACAGCGGCAUGCUGAUCCCGCUCUCCCGCUGUGUCCGAGCCCUGGUUGAGAGACGGGAGAGAGCGGGGUGCGAGGAGGAGGAGGAGGAGCCGGAUGCCAUGGAAUCCCAGGAGCAAGGUAGGAGCCCCAGCGAGUGCUGCUGCUGGGUUUGGCCAGGGGUCAGGCCAGCCCGCAUCUCCCUGCGCCCCACCAGCCCUGAGCAGGAGCCCAGGAAAAGCAAAGGGCAGAGACAGGCUCUGCUGCUGGGCACGAGGCACUCUGCCCUGCGUGGCCCCUUGCCCGGCGCAGAGGCCCGGCUCUCCUGCUCGCAGCGCUCUCCUGGUGAGCCGGGGCUCGCUCCUGGCCGUGCUGGAGCUGCCUUCAUCUCCUGCUGGGCAGCCCUGGGGAGCCCCCCAGCCAGUGCUAUUGCAGCGCAGCUGCUCUCAGCCCUCAGCCCUGUGUGGGGCUAUCGGAGGUGUGAGGCUCGUCGGCUCAGCCAGCCUUUCUGCCUCCCCACAGCCCGGCUGCCGGCUCCCCAGGCCCUGCUGGCUCGACUGCUGGUGGUGGCGGCAGCUCCUUACCCGAGCCGCGAACGCGCAGUCGCUGCCUUGCAGCUGCUGCAGGCCCUCCACGGCAGGAUCCACAGAGGCUUGGGGGUGGCGUGGGCGACCGAGAUCCCCCUCCUGCUGCAGUACCUGGAAGGCAGAACUGAGAGCUCCCUGGCCUCUGCAGAGUGGGAGCGCCGUGUGCUUAAGUUUCUGCGAGCGUCGCUGGAGCCCGUCGAGGACGAGGCCUGGACCGUAGGCCUGAGCCAGGAGCUGAGCCAGCGGCUGGGCAGCUCUGCUGCCGGCUCCUGGGAGAAGCUUUUCCUGUACAAGGCUCUUGGGACGGUGCUGGCAGCUUGUCAGGACCUCAGACACGUCCAAGGGCAGGUGCUGAGGUUCCUGCGGGACACAAACCCUGUGGAGCUGUCUGAGGCCAAGGGAAUGAUUUCUGUUGUGUCCCACGCUGCCGAGAGCCACUUCCACCUGGUCCUGGGCACGGUGACUAUGUUCUCUGCCACUUUCACCAGAAACUGGUCCUACCAGGCUUCCACGGGCUGGAAGGUACAGCGGCGGCAGAAGAUGGAGAGAACCCAGACCAUUCGUGCUGCUCUCAUGCGCACCUACGGCGGCAUCGCACUGCACGCCCCCAAGGAGCAGCUGCUCACCUGUGUGGAUAAAGACAUCAUGGGCAACAUCCUGAGGCUGUCCAGAGAUAAACAGAGGGUAGGAGCACAGGGCGCACCUCCCAAGGAGGGGUUUGUCCUCAACGUCCAGAUGCAAGCCCUCCGUGGGUUCCCCCUGCCCAUGCUCCUCUUCCACCUCUCAGCCCUUCAAAGAGUUCAAGGGGUGCUUUGCUCUCUUUGGCCUCAGGACUUGCAGCUCAAGCUCGCCCUGGUGCAGAGCAUCGCCGAGGUCAGUUGUGCCAUCCAGGCUGUGGGCGACUGCGGCAGCUUUGAGCUCUCCUUAAAGCAGGAGGCGACGCGGACCCUGCUGGCCUGGAUAAAGAGGGAGCCCUGGGACUCGCUGGUGUAUGGAGUGUUUCAGGCUCUGGAGGAGUUGAGGUGUCUCCCAGAAGAAGGGAGCCCCAGGGGUUCCUUAACCUGCUGGUGGGGGUUUGCCUGCUGCCUGGGAGGAGCCACCCUGGAGAGGGCUAGUAAAUCCCCUUUCUGUUUUGUCUCCCUUUUUCCUCUGGCCAGCAAGCUGAGGCCGCCUCUGAGCGGGAAGGAAAAUCGCAACCUGCUGGCAGUGUGCUGCCAGAGUGUUUUGUCCCAUCCUUCCGAGGAGCGGAUGAAAAAGGGAAGGAAGAGUGUGAGGGCAGCUGUGAACAUGGAGCUUCUGCACAGGAGAGGCAUGGAAGAUCUGGGCCACCUCAUAGAAACCCUUCUGGAGGCUGAGGCGACCUCUGCCUGCUUUGACGACGUGGUCCACGUCCUGAAGGGCUGGCUCACCUCAGCCAAAGAAUGGGAGCGGGAGAGAGCCCUGCAGGUUUUCACCCACGUGCUGGGCGCUUGCAAGGAGCGAUGCGAGCUCAUGAGAGGAUGUCCCUACAAGCACUUCGGCUCCCUGGUGGGACUGCUGGGGUCUCUGACCAGCGACUGCCUGGCCACGUGCCGCCAGAGGGCAUGGGUCUGCCUUGGCUACCUUCUCCAAAUGCAAGCCAAGAGAAUGAAGGUGCCGCAGACAGAUGAGAUCUGGUGCCUUUGUGAGGAGCUGAACAGCCCGCACACCGAGACUUCGGCAGAGACCUGUACCGAAAUAACAAAGGCUGUUUGCAGAUGCAUCCCUGCAGCACAGGCUGUGGACUUUCUGACUGCCGUCCUGGGCAGCUUGCUGCAUGUCAUGCCCCCAUGUGCAAGAGCAGUGUGGAAGUGGGUGUUCGUCUUCCUGGUGGAAUGCAGAAAGGAAAUAGUCCAGGAGGUGCCAAAAAUCUUGGACACCCUUUACAGCUACAUGCAGCAGAGCACCCACAGUGCCCUUCCUGCUCCAUGCAGUGUUUCUCCUCACCCGCUUUCACCAGGAGCCCGUAAUCAGCAGUCUCCUCCAGAAGAGUCUCUUCAUGGACAGCCCAUUGCAGUGACACGGUGGAGCUGUGGGAGGAGCCUGGGGAGAAGCAUCCUUGGGAUUCGGAUCCUGAGGUGCUUAGCGGAGAAACUAAACAGAGCAGGAAACGACCGCCCGGGGACGGGCUCCUCCACUUGUGAGCGGCACGACCGUCAGACUGCUCUGGAGACUCUGACGAUCACCUGUGCCAUCUCCGAGGUGGUGCUUGCCCUGAGGAGCACGGAGGAGCUCAGGCAACUGCUUCCCCACCUCCUUCCCAGCCUCCUGAGGUGGGCCAGUGAAAUGCUGGGUGAGGAGAGGCUGCUUUUGCUCAUGAGCAGCUGGGGAGAACUGUUCCUCGAGUGCCAAAUGCACGUGGAGAAGCCGUGCAGGGUUUUCCUUUCAGCUCUAGAGUUGGUGCUGGGCAAAUGCAUGGCGCAGAAAUGGAUGCAGCUGCUCGUGAAUUGGGCAGUGUGGGCUCGCCUGGAAGACCCCCUGGCUUACCCUGAGGGGGUGUGUCUCCUGAGCAGGACAAACUCCAGGAAGGAGAGAGUGCUGCAGAGAAAGUGUUUGGAGGUGGACACCUUCUGGUCCGUCCCCACUGUGACUGUGGACAUUACCAUCAUCAUCUUCCUUCUGCACGCCAUCAGGAUGGCCAAGGAUAUCCCCAUUCCCCCUCUGGACCUCAGCUGA
Molecule: messenger RNA, 4497 nt
Organism: Harpia harpyja (harpy eagle)
Lineage: Eukaryota; Metazoa; Chordata; Aves; Accipitriformes; Accipitridae
Product: maestro heat-like repeat-containing protein family member 2B
Exons: 34
Coding region: 16-4497 (1493 amino acids)
Cellular component (GO): cytoplasm
Source: RefSeq, a predicted model, not a curated record